Theileria equi strain WA is the source of this 633-nucleotide messenger RNA. RefSeq lists its product as hypothetical. Gene Ontology annotation, cellular component: nucleus; Smc5-Smc6 complex. Gene Ontology annotation, molecular function: zinc ion binding; SUMO ligase activity. NCBI's taxonomy places the organism in Eukaryota, Apicomplexa, Aconoidasida, Piroplasmida, Theileriidae. Bases 1 to 633 code for a protein of 210 amino acids. The transcript has 2 exons. Gene Ontology annotation, biological process: protein sumoylation; double-strand break repair via homologous recombination. The record is from RefSeq and is a predicted model, not a curated record.
AUGAGUAAUGAGUUGUCUGUAAACGAAUUUGGUGAAGAAUUAUAUGGUAUGACCCAGGCCUGGUCGAAAUAUAAUGACAAUAUUUACUUAAUCGCGAACCAAUUACUUUCUCUUGUAUUUUCUUUUAAAUUUUUCGGAAAUCAAGAAACUUGUGAGAAGCUACACAAACUCUGUGAAGCAUUUUUCAAGGAGUUGGAUGAACUUGGUGAUCGUUUGGAGGAUAGGAAGAACUUUAGCUUUGAUAGAGUCUAUCAGACUUUGAUGGAUGUUUUGGUUGUCAACAACAAAACAGAAUCUACAGAUGACGUCUUAGUUGAAGAAUCCAAGUCAGAUUUUUGCAAUAUUUGUCCAAUUACUCGGAAGCCUAUAGUACAGCCAGUCUCACAGGUGCUUUCGGACGGAGGUGAUUCUUGUAGCCACAUCUUUGAUCACACCGCAAUUAUGCAUCUUUUGAAAUCAACUCCAGAAAUACAUUGUCCGAUUGCAGCCUGUACCAAAAACGUACAUAAAGAUCGUUUACACAGAGAUUGGGAAAGUAUUCAUUGGAAACGACACCACCAGUUCCAGCGCAUAUGCGACGAAAUUACACAAAAUUUGGAUCAGGAAGGUGAGAAGGCGCUCUAUUUAAUCUAG